AUGGAGGGAUCAGGAGAAAUGAAAGAGGAAACUAUGCCCCCGGGGUUCCGAUUUCAUCCCACAGAUGAAGAACUCAUCACUUAUUACCUGGUAAAUAAGAUCUCAGACGCAAGUUUUACAGGAAAAGCCAUUGGAGAUGUUGAUCUUAACAAGUGCGAGCCGUGGGAUCUUCCAGGGAAGGCAAAGAUGGGAGAAAAAGAGUGGUAUUUUUUCAGCCUUCGUGAUCGAAAAUAUCCAACAGGAGUGAGAACCAAUCGAGCCACGAACACUGGAUACUGGAAGACCACUGGAAAAGACAAGGAGAUCUUCAACAGCAACACCUCCGAGUUAGUUGGGAUGAAGAAAACAUUAGUUUUUUACAAAGGAAGAGCUCCUAGAGGAGAGAAAUCCAACUGGGUCAUGCAUGAAUAUCGUAUUCAUUCCAAAUCCGCCUAUAGAACAAGCAAGCAAGAUGAAUGGGUUGUGUGCCGUGUGUUCCAGAAAAGUGCUGCAGGGAAAAAGUACCCUUCAAACCAUUCAAGAGCUGUGAAUCCCUACACUUACAAUAAUAAUCUCGAUUUAAGCCAAAUAUCCAUGUCCUCACAAAUGAUCCAGCCUGAUAAUUUCCAGUUUCCAAUGGGACGAAACUAUAUGACGCCAGCUGAACUGCAAGAAUUUAAUAAAGUGUUUAGAUCCAGUGGUUCAACUAGCAUAAACGUGCCAAUCCCACAACACAUAAACUAUGCUGUAGGGGGCGGAGGUGGGGAAACAGGCAUUUUCACCAUCUCUGGAUUGAAUCUGAACCUAGGUGGUGGCGCCGCCCUGACGCAGCAACAAUUCAUGAGGCCACCACCUCCGGCUCCACCAAUGAACCCACAAGAUGGGACCUCAUCCAUGCUCACUGAAGCUGCAGGCUAUGGAGGGGACAUGAAUAAUGCAAAUGCUAUGAAUAACAGGUUUAUGGCCAUGGAAAGUUGUGCUGAGUUAGAUAACUACUGGCCUUCAUAUUAA
Molecule: messenger RNA, 990 nt
Organism: Fraxinus pennsylvanica
Lineage: Eukaryota; Viridiplantae; Streptophyta; Magnoliopsida; Lamiales; Oleaceae
Source: the annotation of a GenBank genome assembly